Guyanagaster necrorhizus is the source of this 546-nucleotide messenger RNA. RefSeq names its product DUF1649-domain-containing protein. Gene Ontology annotation, biological process: autophagosome assembly; autophagy. Bases 1 to 546 code for a protein of 181 amino acids. Lineage: Eukaryota; Fungi; Basidiomycota; Agaricomycetes; Agaricales; Physalacriaceae. The record is from RefSeq and is a predicted model, not a curated record. Gene Ontology annotation, cellular component: phagophore assembly site; Atg1/ULK1 kinase complex. Gene Ontology annotation, molecular function: protein kinase binding. The transcript has 6 exons.
AUGUCUAGUCUGUCUACAAUAACGAUUGACCUGGUCCUAGACCGAUCAACGACGAAGGAUGUCCUUCGCGCAAUGCUACACUCAAUAUUAUUCCAUAGGUUAUUUGGCAUCGUAAAGCCGCAAACGUUUGAAGUCCUUGAUGUGACGAUGCCGGGAGUAUCAGACCCGGAAGUCGAACAGAUGGUACACGAAAAGGUGGACUUGUUUUGGAAGAGCAUCGAAAACGGUGGAAGUAAACGGGGCCAGAUAUUGGUAACAUUUUCGGAGAAACGGCAGAAGAAGGGAUGGUUCGUAUACAGCGGUGGAGAGGAGGACGUUCCUUGGGAACAAUGGGUAAUCAAUGCAGAAAUUCGACAACCGCUUGAUAGAGACAGACUCACUUUCGACUCGACGUUAGCAGCAACACUAACGAAAUCAAUACAGACCAUGCUCACGCAUACAUCAUCGGAAAGAGGCCGUUCCGUUGUACCUCCCAUCACACACAACGGGAUAUCUCCCUUUCCAUUCAAACUGGCUGUCAAGAUAAGCGGCAUAGAAAUUUUCUGA